Molecule: messenger RNA, 1510 nt
Organism: Cylas formicarius (sweet potato weevil)
Lineage: Eukaryota; Metazoa; Arthropoda; Insecta; Coleoptera; Brentidae
Gene: PheRS-m
Product: probable phenylalanine--tRNA ligase, mitochondrial
Exons: 1
Coding region: 77-1363 (428 amino acids)
Biological process (GO): phenylalanyl-tRNA aminoacylation
Cellular component (GO): cytoplasm; mitochondrion
Molecular function (GO): phenylalanine-tRNA ligase activity; tRNA binding; ATP binding
Source: RefSeq, a predicted model, not a curated record
UUGAAUGAAGGUUAUGCUACAAUGUUUGAAACUAUAAACGUUUUUAAAAGUUAAAUGAAAAAUCACAGCUAAUAUUAUGUUAAAGUUACCAAUUCAUUAUUUAAAGAAAUUGCCAAAAUCCAGUCUAAGAAAUUAUUGUGCAGAACUAGGUGUUCAACAUAAUAUUUUCAACAGGUUCAAAAAAGAUGACUACACAAAUAUUACAGACAGAGUGAUGUACCAUAUGAACAAAAAUCUUCAUUUAAAAAACAAUCACCCUUUGAGUAUAGUACGACAGAGGAUAGUAAAUUACUUUAAUAAAACAUUUGUGAUUAGGAAUAACCCUGUCUUUUCAGUAUAUGAUCAGCUGCCUCCAAUAGUUACAGUUGAUCAAAAUUUUGACUCAUUGUUAGUUCCAACAAAUCACCCCUCCCGUAAUAAAAGUGAUUGUUAUUACAUCAACCGAAAUUAUCUUUUAAGAGCCCAUAUGACAGCCCAUCAAAUGGAUAUUUUAAAAACUGGUUUAAAUAAUUUCUUGAUUAUCGGAGAUGUGUAUAGGAGGGAUGAAAUAGAUAAAACCCACUAUCCUGUAUUCCAUCAAAUUGAUGCAGUAAGAUUAAAAGACAGUAAAGAUUUUUUUCCAGACAAUGAUCAUUUCCAAAUUUUUGAAGCAUCUGAUGAUGCAGAAAGCAUUCGUGGACAAGAGAAACAGCCUUGCCACACAAUAGAAGCUGUGAAAAUAAUGGAAGAAGAAUUAAAAAGUACUCUGGAAGGACUAGCAAAGUCUUUAUUUGGAGAAAAAAUAGAGUUUCAGUGGGUAGAUACUCAUUUCCCUUUUACACAACCAUCAUGGGAGCUAGAGAUAUUGCAUAAUGGUCAAUGGUUAGAGACUCUAGGUUGUGGAAUUAUGAAACAAUCAAUCCUUACAAGUGCUGGGGUAACUGAUAAAAUUGGCUGGGCCUUUGGUCUAGGUUUAGAACGUAUUUCCAUGUGUCUUUACAAAAUACCCGAUAUUAGAUUAUUUUGGUCUAAAGACAGCGGCUUUUUGAAUCAGUUUGAUUUGGAUAAUAUUAACAGCAACAUAACUUAUAAGGCAGUAAGUCAAUUUCCCCAAUGUAAAAAUGAUAUCAGCUUUUGGUUACCAGAAUCCAAAGAAUUUUCCUCCAAUGAUUUUUAUGAUUUGGUACGAAAUGUGGGAGGUGAUUUAAUUGAGCAAGUCAAAUUAGUAGAUAAAUUUGUUCACCCGAAAUCAAAAAAAGUUAGUCACUGCUAUCGCAUCAUCUAUAGACAUAUGGAGAAAACUUUAACCCAGAAAGAAGUGAACAUUGUGCAUAAAGAAAUUGAAAAAAAUAUUAGGAAUCAGUUAGGAGUGACAAUUAGAUGAUGUUCAGUGUAGAAUGUUUUAUAUGAAAAGUGUAUUUGAUCACCAAAAUUUUUGUGUAUUUGGAAUAAAUUUGAAAUAAUUGUGUUAAUCAAUUAAUUAAUUCAUAAGUUCAUAAACUUAUUAAAAUAUGUUUGACUAAAACUUGCU